CAACUCCUUCCGAGCGGUUCCCAAGCACGAACACCUUCGACACCGCGCUCGAAGAACCUCCCCCAAAUUCCAACGAAGCCCUAGAUCUCUCGAGCUAUCGAUCCGGGAUCAUCAAUGGCGAAAGAGUUCAACGUCCCUCCGGUGGUCUUCCCGGCCUCCAGCUCUACUCCGGCCGCCGUCCCCCACCAGCGCCGUGCCACGCCGGCGCCAUCAGCUCCUCCAUUCCAGCCCCCUCGCCCUGCCACUUCCACCGCCCUUCCUUUCAUGUCCUUCGACAUCGGUGCAGCUCCGGCUCCUUCGUCGUUCUCGGCGCCUUCCUUCCCCUCCGCUGCCUCCGGCUCCUUCUCCUCCUUUGACGAGGAACCCCCUCUCCUCGAAGAACUCGGCAUCAACACGCGGCAGAUCUGGCUCAAAACCACCUCUAUCCUGAAUCCAAUUCGUGUAAACCCUAGCAUCCAUGAGGACGCCGAUCUCUCCGGCCCCUUCAUCUUCCUCAUGGCCUUCGGCCUCUUCCAGCUUCUUGCCGGGAAGUUCCACUUCGGUAUCAUCCUUGGCUGGGUCACUGUUGCCUCUCUUUUCCUUUACGUCGUCUUCAACAUGCUCGCGGGCCGCAACGGGAAUCUGGAUCUCUAUCGAUGUUUGAGCUUGGUUGGCUAUUGCAUGCUCCCGAUGGUGAUCUUCUCGGCCGUUUCUCUCUUCGUGCCGCACGACGGGGUGGUGAUCUUUGCGAUGGCGGCAAUGUUCGUGUUCUGGUCCACUAGGAUUUGCGCUCGGCUUUUGGUGGAAUUGGCUUCAUGCGGGGAGGAACAUCGCGGGCUGAUCGCGUACGCUUGCUGGCUUGUUUACUUGCUCUUCUCGCUGCUUGUGAUCUUCUGAUUGGCUUGUGAGGAUCUUGAAACCUUUUAACCUUCUUCCUUCCUGGCAUAAUUCCCCAUAAAAAUAUGAUCUUUCACAAUGGUGUUAUCACUAAGCAUGUGAUUGUCCUUCACUAGGUUUUUUGAUGCCAUAGAAAUUGUUUGCUUUCUUUUACACUGUUCUACUUGAAUGGAUUAUUAUCACAAAUUGUUAGGACCCCGGAAGGGUAAUUGGAUGGAUUCAAUAUAGAUUAAGAAUGGAGGAUUUGAUUUACUUGGGAGUUGACUAUGUGGCAUACUUGCCAAAAUCUUUGUUUUUCUAUUGAAUAUAUUCCUCCUUUAUCACUGGA
Dioscorea cayenensis subsp. rotundata (Guinea yam) is the source of this 1204-nucleotide messenger RNA. RefSeq names its product protein YIPF5 homolog. The transcript has a single exon. The record is from RefSeq and is a predicted model, not a curated record. Lineage: Eukaryota; Viridiplantae; Streptophyta; Magnoliopsida; Dioscoreales; Dioscoreaceae. Gene Ontology annotation, cellular component: trans-Golgi network; membrane. Gene Ontology annotation, biological process: vesicle fusion with Golgi apparatus; endoplasmic reticulum to Golgi vesicle-mediated transport. Bases 115 to 876 code for a protein of 253 amino acids.